CACCAAGGCCUUUACAUACCACCUACCUACCUACUGUACAGCAAGAGCAAGAGCAUCAUCAUCAUCAUCAGCACGUCUUGUUUACAUGUGCCGCCUGCUGACCCGCCUUCUGACCUGCUUGCUGACCUGCUGACCUGCCCACACGCCUGUAAUGGAGUCAGAGGAUGAUGGGCGGUCCAGCCCUUCCGCUGCCCAGGACUCCGACAAUGAAUCCAUGAAGUCCGUGGCCUCGGCAGCUUCCGCCAUGUCUGCUGCCUCCAAGACCUCGCGCGCCUCCUCCCGCCAGUCCCGCACCUCCUCCAGGGCCUCCCGAGCCUCCCGCACCUCCAGGCGGUCCAGCGUCAGCAGUGCCGCCAACGCUAGUGACGACGAGGCCGGGCGGAGGUCAGGCGCGGGCAGUGACAGUGAGGUGGAGGAACGGCGCUCAGUGAUGGACAGUGACGAGGAGAACGACGGAGGGAAGAGGGAGGAGGAGGACGACGAGGGGAAGGGGAGUGGCGGCCCCCCCUCCUCCCCUGGCAUAGACCCCCCCUCCUCACCCCCAGUGGACCCCCCCUCCUCCCCCGCCCCAAUGGAGGAAGGCGACGAGGGGAAGAAGGUUGCCAGUGAGGUUUUCGGGGCAUCAGACUCAGAGGGGGAGGGGGGGGCCAAGGCAGGGGGGGGUAGCCCUAGGUCAUCCCCCCCGGCCUCCCCCGCCCAAAGCCCCGCCAGGUCAAAAUCCGGGUCACGUUCAAGGUCGCGCUCGAAAUCCGGGUCGAGGUCAAAGUCUGGGUCACGUUCAAGGUCGCGCUCAAAAUCCGGGUCAAGGUCGCGGUCGAGGUCAAAGUCCGGAUCAAGGUCGCGGUCGAGGUCAAAAUCUGGCUCGCGUUCCAGGUCAAGAUCUAAGUCCGGGUCACGCUCACGGUCAAGAUCAAAAUCCGGGUCAAGAUCGCGUUCUAGGUCAAAGUCCGGGUCAAGGUCAAGAUCCAGGUCAAAAUCAGGCUCAAGGUCAAAAUCAGGUUCAAGGUCAAGAUCCAGGUCAAAAUCAAGGUCGAGGUCGAGGUCAAAAUCUGGGUCACGAUCAAGGUCAAGAUCAGGUUCGCGGUCUGGAUCAGGGAGUUCAAGGUCGAGGUCAAGAUCGAAGUCAAGGUCAAGGUCCAAGUCUGGGUCAAGGUCGAGGUCAAGGUCGGGGAGCCGCUCUGGUGCCUCGAGGAGUGGGUCAGGAAGCCCAGCCAGAUCCAGAGGUGCCAUCAGCAGGUCAAGGUCAAGAUCCAGGUCAAAGUCUGGGUCACGGUCUGGGUCUGGGUCGAGGGGCGGGUCACCGAACAAGCGCAAGGUGCUCUCGGACUCGGGCGGCUCGGACUCGGAUGUCGUUAGCCGCAAGAAGGUCAAGAGGAAGAAGCGCGUUAGUGUCAGCGGCAGCGGCAGUGGGUCAGGGCGCGUGAGUGACUCCGAGGAUGAAGCACCGCGUCACAAGAAGCCGCCAGGGAAGAGGAAGAAGAAGGCCAUGCUGAGUGGGAGUGACAGCGACAGCGGCCCAGAGCGCGCCAAGAACCGUAAGGGCAGCGGGGCGGAGUCUGAGGCCGAGGCACCGCCGCCAGGGAGCCCCACACCAGGGACGGCAGGGGACGAGGCAGGCGGCGAGGGGGAGAACAAGGCCCUCCCACAGCUCUCCGACAGCGACGACGAGGCCAUCCGCCAGCAGGCCCAGAACCGCGAUGAGUCUUACUACGUCAACGACUUCGACAUGAUGAUGGCAAAGAAGAAGGAGGAAGGCGGCAAGAUGAGGCGUCGCAAGAACAACGUAGACAUCAUCAACGACAACGAGGAGCACAUCGCCAUCAUUGUCAAAAAGAUGCGUCAAGCUGCAGAGGACGACCGGAUGUUGAACGAGAAGCAGCAGCCGGCCACUAAAAAGAUCGCCAUGCUGGAACUCGCUAUGAGCCAGAUUAACAAGCACAACCUCAUCGAAGGCUUCCUGGACGCCAACAUCCUCUCCGCCCUCACCGACUGGCUCGCCCCCAUGCCCGAUCGCUCCCUGCCGGCCGCCAAGAUCAGGGAGGCCGUCAUUAAGUGGCUGAUUGAGCUGCCGCCGCUCUCCCAGGACAUGCUGAAAACCUCUGGCAUCGGCAAGGCCAUCAUGUACCUCUACAAACACCCCAAGGAACUGAAGAUGAACAAGGACCGCUGUGGACGUCUGAUCUCCAUGUGGUCACGGCCGAUCUUCAACGUGUCCGACGACUUUAAGAGCCUGAGUCGUGAGGAGAGGCUUCAGCGGGACCUUGAGCUUCACCAGACUUCAGGAAUCACCAGGAAGGAGGACAUGCAGUUUGACGAGUCCGGGAAGCCGCUGAGACCAGGUGACCCCGGGUGGUGCUACCGAGCGCGUGUCCCACUUCCCUCGGUCAAGGAUUACGUGAAUCGACCCAAGUGGCAGAGUGAGGUUGACCUGAGCAGGGGGUCGAAGAAGGAGAUGAGUCGGCUGGAAAAGCAGAUGCGGAUGUUCCAGGAGAAGAAGCGCAUGUCCAAGGCCAGGCGAGCCGUGACCAUCAGCAUUGAGGGGCGGAACAUGGCCCUCUAGUGUACCCAUGCCUGUUGCCCCCCCCCCUUUCCCUAUGUCCCUUACCCUUGGCCCAUCUUCCCUCUCCCAUGUACCUUCCUCUCCCUAUGCCCCUUCCCCUUGGCCCAUGUCCCUUUGUCACUCACUCACUUUCCUCUCAAUGCACAAACACACACACACACACACACAUUUACAUUUUCAUUUCUAGUUUGUUCAGAUGAUAUAGAUAGACAGAGAGGGUUGGCAGUCACACAUACACACACACACACAAGACAGAGAGGGUUGGCACUCACUCAUUCACACACACACACACACACACACACACACACACACACACACAGACAGAGAGGGUUGGCAGUCACACACACACACACAAGACAGAGAGGGUUGGUACUCACACACACACAUAUGCACACACAUUUACACAUCAGGUUCCCCAUUAUUAUUAUUACUCUUAUUGGUAUUAUUAUAGUUAUUCUUCUGUAUUAAUUGUAAGUGACUUGUAUCUUUUCCUUCCUUGUAAGAUUUUUUUUUUUUUAGUAUAGGACAAUUCUGUUUAAUUAUGUCACUUUUUGCCCUUUUCCUCUUCAGAUAUUUACUUGAAGUGUGUGUGAUUUGCUUCCCUUUGCUAAAUAUUCUAAGCUAAAAAAAAAUCUGUGACAUUUGCAAUUUUUUCUUGGGCACGUUUUUUCCUUUCCUCCCUUGAUUGUAAUGAGUUUUUUCCCCGGACAUUUUUUCACCAGCUUCUAUUUCUUCCCUUGCGACAUUUACCAGCCUGUAUUCUAUGGUCUGUAUUACUAGUCGAAUCCAAGAAGUUUCGGGUCCCUAGAGAGGUCAGCGUAAGGGCCGUGCUAGAAGUCCAAUCCAAGAAGUUUUGGGUCCCUAGAGAGGUCAGCGUAAGGGCCAUGCUACAAGUCCAAUCCAAGAAGUUUUGGGUCCCUAGAGAGGUCAGCGUAAGGGCCGUGCUACAAGUCCAAUCCAAGAAGUUUCGGGUCCCUAGAGAGGUCAGCGUAAGGGUCCAAGAAGUUUCGGGUCCUUACAGCGUUUGGGAUGAAGAACUCCGUUGGGACCCGACACUUCUCGGAUUCAACUUUUAAUACGGACCCGAAACUUCUCCGAUUCAACUUUUAAAACGGCCCUACAUGUAUUUACCUACCUAUUUAUUAUUAUUUUCAUGUGUGUUACUACCUGCAUGUAACUAUAUCUCUUAUUGAUUCUCGCCCUAAGAGUGACGGAUAUCUCUAAGGCUGUAUAGAUAUUUCCUUUUAGAGUUAUAGAAGCGUUCCAGAUUUGACUCUGCCGUUGUCAGGUGCAAGAUUAGUUUUCUCUCAUUAUUAUUAUUAGUGUUCCUGUUUGAAGCAUACCCAAGAGUUUCUAUUAUCAUUACUAUUAUUAUUAUUACCAGUUGUAACAGAUAAAUGAAGGUCUGUUGGCUAUUAUUAUCUGAAGCUGAAAAUUGGACAAAAAAUGAGUGUGGUUGUCCUCUUUUCUUCCCUGUUCCCAUCUUCCUUAUCUCUUCUUUCAUUUUCAAUUGUAACUUUCCUUCUUUUUCCUCUCUUCAUCUGUGGUGCUCCUUCUCUCUCCUCCCUUUUCCUUAUUUCAUUUCUGGCUUUCCUUCUUUUCGUCUCAUUCUAUUCUUUUCUGUCGGACUUUUCUUUUGCUCUCUGGGAACCCACACGACCAGAGGCAGACAGACACGGAGGGAGAAAAAAGAAAACUCAAUUGAAUGUAUUGUUUUAAUGGGAGACUGAAGUGUUGGAGGUUACAGGCCUUGACUCUGUAUGAUAUGGUAAUGUGUAGUGUUGGAGAGAGAGAGAGAGAGAGAGAGAGAGAGAGAGAGAGAGAGUAAAUGAAGGGAGGAUCCUAAGAAGGGUGUGAAAAAAAUGGAAAAGUAAUGGGAGAGAGAGAGAGAGAAUGAAUGAAUGAAUGAAUUGGAAGCUAUUUGGUGUGUAGGUUAAGAGAGCAAUGUAUGUUUGUAUAGGACUAUGUGUGUAUUAUUAUUAUUAUUAUUAUUAUCAUUAUUAUUAUUGUGAAUGGGUGUUGGUAUGUGUGGUGACUCUUUAUUCAUUUAUUUAUUAUUAUCAUUGUUAGUUUUAAGAAUUGGGUAGAUUGUGUGCACUGUAGUAAUUAAUGAUGAUUACUACUACUACUACUACUACUACUACUACUACCUAUUUUUUUCAAUGGCCCCAGCCUCGCCAAUGCCUGUGUCUAACAACCGACUUUAUUUACUAUUACAAACAUUAUUAUACAUACUGUUCUUUAGCUAACUACUACUACUAUUACUACUACUACUACUACUACUACUGCUACUUUUAGUUGUUACGAUGCACAAAUGUACUGAGUUUCCUUUGAUAUAAUUUUUCUGGUACUUUGCCUAUCCGCAAGCAGAAAGACGGAAAUGGAAAGGAGGUUAAGGUGUCUAGAUAUAGAUUGAUGGAUUGAUUGAUUGAUUGUGGAGGUUAAGGUGUUUAGAUAAAUAGAUUGAUGGAUUGAUUGAUUGAUGGAUUGAUUGGUUGUGGAGGUUAAGGUGUUUAGAUAAAUAGAUUGAUGGAUUGAUUGAUUGACAGGUUGGUUGUGAGUCGGUCAAUGCUCACACACACUUAAUUCUGUAUAAAAAUAAAGGAGAAAAAUGAAGUUCGUAUGUGCAUUAAUUUGACAGGAGGCAUGUAGUACACUUAUGUGGCUUUAUAUACCAAAAAAAUAUAUAGAAAAAAAUAUGUAGAUUGUUUUUACACACACACAGCACACUCUAUAUAAAAAUAAUCAAGGUUGCAUAUGUAUAGCUCUAACAUUGACAGCCAAACACACAACACACGAUAGCCACCCUCUGUAGUGAAGGAGGUAAUGAAUGGACAGUGUUUGGUGUGGUGCUGUCCUCUGUAACCCGGUAGCUGCGGGGAUCAUGUUUCUUAAAGGCUCCUCUAAGCGAGAAAAAUGAGAAAAAAUCAUCACUCAAGCAAACGGUUUCAUAAUAUUUAUCAUUGCAUUUGUGAUCAGUUUAUGCAUCAUCUAUUUUUGGGGGGUUUAUAUCAUGGCAAAAAUUUGGCCCAUCGCUGCUACCGGGUUGAGGCCUCGUCCACAUUAUUGGGCAGUAAAGUCCCUCAAGGCUCCUCAAGGGAAAGAAAAAGAUACAAAAAAGCCCACUGCCUGUACUUGAAUGAGUUGAUCGAGUAGCACAGACUAGGUUGAAAAAUAGGGAAGAUGAGACGAAUUCAGUGCCUGUUGAAUAAGUGCCAUGGCCUGGAACUUAGAGAGUGAAAAUACAUAAUAACUGAUUGUAAAUACUGAAAAAUAGGAACUAGGUUGAAAAAUAGGGAAGAUGAGACGAAUUCAGUGCCUGUUGAAUACGUGCCAUGGCCUGGAACUUAGAGAGAGAGAAAAUACAUAAUAACCGAUUGUAAAUACUG
Molecule: messenger RNA, 5949 nt
Organism: Eriocheir sinensis (Chinese mitten crab)
Lineage: Eukaryota; Metazoa; Arthropoda; Malacostraca; Decapoda; Varunidae
Product: protein IWS1 homolog
Exons: 13
Coding region: 152-2560 (802 amino acids)
Biological process (GO): poly(A)+ mRNA export from nucleus
Cellular component (GO): nucleus
Source: RefSeq, a predicted model, not a curated record